Molecule: messenger RNA, 432 nt
Organism: Fonsecaea nubica
Lineage: Eukaryota; Fungi; Ascomycota; Eurotiomycetes; Chaetothyriales; Herpotrichiellaceae
Exons: 3
Coding region: 1-432 (143 amino acids)
Biological process (GO): mitochondrial respiratory chain complex IV assembly
Cellular component (GO): mitochondrial inner membrane
Source: RefSeq, a predicted model, not a curated record
AUGCACUCCUCGCUUCCUCUGCGAGCUGGCAUCCUCAAGCGCUCCUCCUACUACAACUCCGACUACCGCAGCGGGGCUGCCUUGAUACGAGCCCGCCGCCCGUACCUAGUCAAAAACACUAUCACAGGCAUAGCGAUCUUCGGCUUUGCUAUUGGAGUUUCUCUUCCCCCACUGGAGCUCAGGACGAAGCUGUCCCAGUCCCUUUCAGAGAGCUUUACUUUGACUGACAACUAUUCUCUGCGCAUCUCUUUUCGUGAAACAGUUGCAUUCACUCUCAAAGCUGUGGGCCAAGAGACCUUUGACGACGUGAUCGUCCCGUCAGACACGCAAGUCGUUGCGCCGAACUCGUCCACAGAAGCCGCAAAAUCACCGCAAAUUCAGAACCAGUCGCCGAAGACUCCUACCGCGCAGGCGAACGGGAUGCGCUCAUAG